CCUGCGGGCGGAAGUGGAAGAGUCGACUGGGUUCACGCUGCUGUGUUGAAGGCAGACAGCGGAGCGCGGUCCGGGCGCUGCAGUAGCCGCCCAGCACUCAACUGCCUUCAGCAGUCAUUCGGUUUCUAGCGUUUAGAAAGCUGCGAUUUCGGUGUACUCGUCGAUCGAGUAGGUGCUGAACGCGCUCGCUGUCGGCGCCAUUACUUUCCCCCGGGCAGCGCACUGAAGCCGAGCGCUCAGCUAAAUGCUGCUGGUUAGCAGCUGGAGAGUGUAAUAUGAAUUUCAGGCAACGCAGUCGGAGCUGCAGCGCCAAUCAGCAAGGCAUCGGUGUGACGCUGAUGCGCGGUGAUCAUUAGCCAAACUGAACUCAUCCUGAUUACCGGGCUGUCAGGAAUCAACCCUCGAGGGAAGCAGAUAUUCUCAGCGUAGAAUGAUAACAUUAUUUAGCGUUACGGGUUUAUUCUUCCUCCGAACACCGCGGAUGUGAGCAUCGGCUAGUCGGUUAAAAGCAGGCGACAUCACCAGCUAGCCUGUUAGCUACCUAGCUUUCUGACUUCCCCCAAACUUUUUGUACAGGUUUGUUUUGCUUGACUAACUGCUGCUCGAUCUGAAAUUCAGAUUGUUCAUGCUCACAUGAUCCACCAUCCUCUACAGCAUCUACAACAGCUUCUUAUUCCUGUAUUUCAUCGGAGCAGGGACCUGCUGGAUUUUCUGGCCUAACUUGAAACCGAGUUUCAGUCUUUCAAGUUAGAAAUCAUCUUUUUUUAUUCAACUAACCAAGCUCUUUUAUUUGAUCUGUCAAUUACAUACACAAAUUACAGUAUCGAUUCCGUUUUUAUUGUACGGUACUCCUGGAAAAAUCAACAAUAACAACACAUUAGCAUGCUUGCUAACUAGGUUGAAUACUUAGUUAGCCUGCUGCAGUUAUUUGUUAAGGUUACUAGUUAGCUGACUAGCAAACCGCGCGUUUAAUAGAAGAAAGGAGUCUGCUAUUUAUCGUCUGAUUUCAGAGGGAAAAAGGGAAACUUCAUGAGCAGGGUAAAGCAGCUCAGUAUGACCUGACUAGCCCGGAUCUGCAGCCUGGCUGUGCAAGCUCGCUAGCUGAUCUGGCAGUGGACUUCGGACAGAAAAAAAAACAACACAGAUGUCACUUUUGAUUGAAUUUUUUAGAGCCGUGAACUCGUAAACAAUUUGAAGAUUGAAGAUGACAACGCGGACUCCGAUGUUAUCAGUCAUCGAGCAUUCAUCUAGCCAGGCUCACACCGACUCUAAGGCCGGUGGUCGAUCCAACAUGCCCCGUGGCCGCAACUCGCUGGCCACUGCAGCUGACGAGCAGCCGCACAUUGGUAAAUACCGGCUGCUGAAGACCAUCGGAAAGGGAAAUUUCGCAAAGGUCAAACUGGCUCGGCAUGUUCUCACUGGCAAAGAGGUGGCUGUAAAAAUCAUAGACAAGACUCAGCUCAACUCCUCCAGUCUCCAGAAGCUCUUUCGGGAAGUGAGGAUCAUGAAGCUGUUGAAUCACCCAAAUAUCGUGAAAUUGUUUGAGGUGAUAGAAACCGAGAAGACACUUUACCUGGUUAUGGAGUACGCCAGUGGAGGAGAGGUGUUUGAUUACCUCGUUGCCCAUGGCAGAAUGAAAGAGAAAGAAGCCAGAGCCAAAUUCAGACAGAUUGUGUCAGCAGUGCAGUACUGUCACCAGAAGUGCAUCGUUCAUAGAGACCUUAAGGCUGAAAACCUGCUUCUGGACGCAGACAUGAACAUAAAGAUAGCUGAUUUUGGCUUCAGUAACGAGUUCACUCUGGGCAACAAGCUGGACACGUUUUGUGGCAGCCCUCCAUAUGCGGCUCCAGAGCUCUUCCAGGGAAAGAAGUACGAUGGGCCAGAAGUGGACGUGUGGAGUUUGGGAGUCAUCCUGUACACACUGGUCAGCGGCUCGCUGCCUUUUGAUGGACAGAACCUGAAGGAGCUGCGCGAACGUGUUUUAAGAGGGAAGUACCGAAUCCCGUUCUACAUGUCCACGGACUGUGAGAACUUGCUGAAGAAAUUUCUUAUUCUCAACCCCACCAAGAGAGGAAGCCUUGAGCAGCAGAUCAUGAAGGACAGGUGGAUGAAUGUGGGCUAUGAUGAGGAGGAGCUGAUGCCUUACAUUGAGCCGCAGCCCGACUACAAGGACCCCAAGAGGACAGGUCAGCACCCCGGCAGUGCAGGGGGUUGGAAGAGAGAUAUCAUGCUACAAAUGGGAUACGCUCAAGAUGAGAUCCAAGACUCCCUUGUCAACCAGAAGUAUGAUGAAAUCAUGGCAACUUACCUAUUACUGGACUAUAGGAAUUCAGAGCUGGACGAACUCUCAAUAAAACCCCGCCCAAGCAUUGACCUCACAAACAAUGCCCAAUCACCUUCUCACAAGGUACAACGCAGUACCUCCAACCAGAAGCCGCGCCGAUCCGCAGACCAAAGUUUGUCUGUGUCGGUUAAGCGCUCUCAGGGCGACAGUAAGCACAUCGCUGAAGACUACGGGAGGAAAAGCUCAGGCAGCUCCGCUAAAGUUCCUCCGAGCCCGCUGACUACAGCCGACCGAAAGAAAACCCCGACCCCGUCCACCAACAGCAUCCUUUCAACUGGUACGAGUCGUGGGAGAAGCUCUCCUGUUCCUGAGAGAUCUACUCUGGGUGUACAGAAUGGCAAGGACAGCUUGAGCACACCAGGGUCCCGCGCCUCUACCGCCUCGGCAGCUGCUGUUCUAACUUCCUCUUCUUCUUCCCGCCCCCGCCACCACAAGUCCCUGUCCACAUCGGCCCACCCCAACUCCCCAGACCUCCAUGCACAUCGGCCCAGCACUGUUCCACAAAGAGUUCCAGUGGUGUCUCCCUCAACCAACAACAUAAGCAACUCCACGGUAGCAGACCGCACCAACUUCCCCAGAGGGGUGACGAGCAGAAGCACUUUCCACGCAGGCCAACAGAGAGCCUCACGCGACCAGCACGCCUCAACCUACAACGGGCCCCCAGCCUCCCCAUCGCUCUCUCACGGGAACAGCCAGGUCCGUCGCACUGGUACUGGCAUCUUCAGCAAAUUCACCUCCAAAUUUGUGCGCAGAAAUCUCUCAUUCAGAUUCCCCAGAAGGAGUCCGUAUGAGGGAGAGGGUCGAGAUGAGGCCAGCAGACCCAUGUUGAGCACUGCAGAAAAGCUGGAGAAAGGCACCCAGGGAUCAGCGGGGGAUGAGAACAGGGACUCAGUGUCAUCCUCCUCUCCUGUGUCCAGCACGCCCUCGUCCACCCAGUCCUCCAAGGACAUCAAGCCGCGUUCGCUGCGCUUCACCUGGAGCAUGAAGACCACUUCGUCCAUGGAGCCCAACGAGAUGAUGAAGGAGAUCCGGAAAGUUCUGGACUCCAACAGCUGCGAUUAUGAGCUACGCGAGCGUUUCAUGCUGCUCUGCAAGUCAGGGAAUCCUUCACGUGAUGACUUCGUUCAGUGGGAGAUGGAGGUGUGCAAGCUGCCCCGCCUCUCCCUCAAUGGCGUGCGCUUCAAACGCAUCUCGGGCACCUCCAUCGCCUUCAAGAACAUCGCCUCCAAGAUUGCCAACGAGCUUAAGCUGUGAGCGUUGAAACAUGAUUUGGGGAUGAAGCCAAUACCGAAUUGUGGCAGAUGUGAGAGCUGUAGCCCAGAUGUGCGUUAGGAGAAGACGGACAAAGUGGCGCCAUCAGAAGCGGGGACAGUGAAGAGUUUAAAGACUGUAAAUGAAGCAGGAUGGAUAGCACAGUUUGGUGGGGGAGGUUGGUGUGUGUGUGUAUAGAUGUUUUGAGGGCCGCCUUGAUUUUCUUUUUUUCUUUCUUUCUUUUUUUUUUUUUUUUUUUUUUUUUUUGUGGGAGGUGUUUCCUUGGUUUGGGUUUUCUGUCCCCACAUCACCCCCCACCCCCACCUGUAUUUUGUUGUCAUAUUUUAUUUGUGGCGAUUUUGUUUUGUUUCUAGUUUUGUGGUUUCUCCUUGCUCCUCAGUCAUUGUCUGUUUAAACAGUAUAGUGAUGGAGGAAGUUUAUGUAAUUAUUGAACUGAAAAAGUGUUUGCUGGUGAAUCUUAUACUACAAACUCGAACCAGCAACUGUCUCAACACGCUGUAAUCCCCCGUCCCCCAGGUUACUUGAUUUUCUUACUUCCAAUUUCAAAUUACUGUUUAUGAACAGAGAGGUAGAUUGGUGGUUUUGACACUGAAUGUACAGCACGCUUAGUGAUGAGUAACUGAGACUGAAGUACAACGCACAUUUAGUAGAGCCAUAGUGAAAUUUGAAUAUUCACACAUCUUGCUGUGGUUCAUAUUCUCAGCCUCCACUCAUGUGUACAUCACAGUAACGUGUCUUAUCUGAUCUGAUACGGAAGUGCAGACUUGAACCCUCAGUGCUCUGGAGGUGAAUCACCUCUCUGCACUCUAAGCCCAGACAAUUAGGUUUUUUUUUUUUUCCUCUUCCUGCUGCACGGGUCAUAUGUCCAAAACUAAUUAAGGGCCAAUUAAGUAAUUAUUGGUGGAUUGUAGUGUAAUUAAGAGUUGCUGGUUGGUUUCAAUGUGCUGCACUGGAAUGAGUCUGUGUUUUGUUGCCUUUUUUCUGGAGAAGAUUAUAUUAUAAGAAUAAAAAAGUUGGAUGA
Messenger RNA from Pangasianodon hypophthalmus (striped catfish), 4637 nucleotides. RefSeq names its product MAP/microtubule affinity-regulating kinase 2a (gene mark2a). Gene Ontology annotation, cellular component: cytoplasm. Gene Ontology annotation, molecular function: protein serine/threonine kinase activity; ATP binding; tau-protein kinase activity. Gene Ontology annotation, biological process: microtubule cytoskeleton organization; protein phosphorylation; intracellular signal transduction. The coding region runs from base 1205 to 3598 and encodes 797 amino acids. The record is from RefSeq and is a predicted model, not a curated record. The transcript is spliced from 19 exons. Lineage: Eukaryota; Metazoa; Chordata; Actinopteri; Siluriformes; Pangasiidae.